AUGGGUGAUGAAAAGACCUUUCAGAUAUUGCGCGAAGCUAGUGACAAUGACAAGCGUACCGUUGUACGUCAUUCGCUGGGAUUCUAUCGCGCCUUGAUUUUGAAUGGCCUUUACACGCUACACGACACAGACCCAUUUGAUGUAAAGGACCCGAGUUACUUCAUACCGGCAUUAAAACAUUGCAUCGCUGUCCAUCCCAUCUUAAGUGCAGCGGUGCAAGAUGAACAUACGGAGACUCCUCGCUUCAUCCGGCCGACAUCACUCAAUCUUCAAAAUCAUAUUGAACUUGUUGAUACAGCUCUAUCUGCAGAGCCAUCUUCCGGGGAUGAUAUUGCCCUUAUAACUCAGAUUACCAAAGGUGUACACGACAAACUCUUUCCCCAGGUGGAUCAAAUACCUCCAUGGAAGAUUGUUGUUGUGCCGUUGCCUAAUAAACCAGGUGAACCCGGACCACAGCGGGUGUAUAUCAUUUUCGCAUACUCUCACUCUCAUGGCGAUGGGAAAUCGGGAUUAUCAUUCCAUAGAACCUUCCUUCAGGGUCUUAAAAUGGGGGAGUCCCGAUACGAUCGGAACUACAUGUACCUGCCUCCUGCAUCACCUCUUCUGCCGCCCUUAGAAGAAGCGUGCAAAUUACCAAUUAGCUGGUCCUUCCUUUUUCAAACUUUCCUAAAAACCGCUCUCCCGGAUGUGGUGCAAAGAGUUCUCAGCUUUCAGUCGUCGGGUUCACCGAAUAUUUGGACUGGAGAACCGACCUCUUACGACCCUUCGAAUUUUCGCACUGGUUCAGAAAUCCUUAUUAUCAAAAAGGCCCAGCUCGAUUCAAUCCUGAAAAUAUGCAGAGAACACAAAGUCAGGUUCACUGGAGUUUUCAAUCAUCUAUUGGUAUCUGUGGUGGACAAAAUUCUUCCCAAAGAUACCCAUGCUCGGACAUUCCACGGUGACAUUGUGGUCGAUCUCCGAUCGCUUAUUCCCGCCUUUGCCCCGAAUGACAUGACGAAUUCUGUUUCAGCUUUGUAUGAGACCUCCACUCCUUCUCAACGGAGAUCGCAUAUGAAUUCAACAGAUGGCUUGAGAUACAGCGAUGCGUUUUGGGAAUCUGCACGGGAAACUACAGCCCGACUUGCCGAGUGUGCGAAUACCCUUUCUGAUCAGCCUAUUGGCCUCAUGCCAUAUGUUGGCAAGUUCCGCCCGUGGCUGCUUGAGAAAUUAGGCAAAAAGAGGGAUAUGUCGUACGAAAUUAGCAAUCUCGUCGUUUUUGAUCCAAAGGCUGGUGGUUUGUCCGAAACUGCUUCAAAUAUUGAGCCAAGGGGCUGGGAUAUUGAGAGGAUGAUAUUCUCACAACCUGCAGACGCCACUGGAAGUGCGUUAAGCUUUCAGUUGGUUAGCAUGAAGGGUGGUGAUAUGGUUAUUACGUUGAACUGGCAGCUGGGAGUUUUGGGUGUUCCCGACGAAGAAAUGUUUGUCAAGGAUAUUUUGGCAGGCAUCGAUGCUGCAUUGACUCGGAUUUGCUCCGAGUGA
Molecule: messenger RNA, 1518 nt
Organism: Penicillium malachiteum
Lineage: Eukaryota; Fungi; Ascomycota; Eurotiomycetes; Eurotiales; Aspergillaceae
Product: alcohol acetyltransferase
Exons: 2
Coding region: 1-1518 (505 amino acids)
Molecular function (GO): N-acetyltransferase activity
Source: RefSeq, a predicted model, not a curated record